Molecule: messenger RNA, 1594 nt
Organism: Chelonus insularis
Lineage: Eukaryota; Metazoa; Arthropoda; Insecta; Hymenoptera; Braconidae
Product: cysteine and histidine-rich protein 1 homolog
Exons: 6
Coding region: 487-1548 (353 amino acids)
Cellular component (GO): nucleus
Source: RefSeq, a predicted model, not a curated record
UCGUUUAUGAACAUACACGGCUACUUACACAUUAAUAUCAGUUUUAACGAACAAUUGUAGUUGUGAACGGGUAGGUACCAAAGUUGUCACAUAAAAGUAGACAACCAGCUGUUGGUUUACGUCAUCAAGGAAUCUUGACAGGAAUUGCAUUCAAGUUUUUGUCGUUGGUUAAAUUUUGUGCGCACAAGUCGAUGAUCGAUCGUCUUGACAAUUUUAUAGCAUACAUUCUGAUUUAUAAAUAAAUACAUAUGUGGGUUUAUUUACAUUGUAUUUAUUGUUUAUCUAUGUCAAAGUGAUUGGUAGAAAAAAAUUGUUACAUCAGAAUAAUUAAAAAGUUGAUUAAAGUCAAGUUGAAAAGAACCAACAUAUGAGAUAAGGCACAAAGAAAAAUUAGAGUAAAAAAAGAGCAAGACAGAAAGAACAUAAAGACGCGUGCGCGUUUUACGUACACCUCUCUCUUGAUCAGGAAAAAUCAAAACAAGAAAGAUGGCUGAUCAAAGUGGUGAAGCUUCAUCAUCAAGUAGUGUUUCAGAACCAACUAUUCGCGAGGAGGUUGAAAAGCCUGAAGAUUUUUUAGAGCCUGAUCGAAAGAGGCGUAAAUUAUUAAAGCAAGAUGGCAAAACAGAACAAAAAUUGGAACAUCGUUUGGGUGGAAUUCUUUGUUGUGCUGUAUGUCUCGAUCUUCCUAGAUCGGCCGUUUACCAGUGUAUCAAUGGACACUUGAUGUGUGCCGGUUGCUUUACUCAUGUUCUGGCAGAUGCAAGAUUGCGAGAUGAGCUGGCAACAUGUCCAAAUUGCAGAAUUGAAAUUAGUAAAACUUCAGCAUCACGUAAUUUAGCUGUUGAAAAAGCUGUGUCUGAAUUACCAGCUGAAUGUCAAUUUUGUGCCAGGGAAUUCCCAAGGAAUUCCUUGGAACGUCAUGAAGAUUCGUUAUGUGAAGAAAGAAUAUCAAGUUGCAAGUACAGCAGAAUUGGAUGUCCUUGGCGAGGACCCAGUCACGAAGGUGCUGAGCACGAAGCUCAUUGUGUUCAUCCACAUCGUACCGGAGCCGAUGUUAUGGAAGCACUUCGUGACAUUGAUGCUCGAACUUUAGAAGAACGCAAGCACUAUGAUAAUAUUUUCGAGCUUCUGUCUUACGAAAAGAUAACAUUUAAUGAUUUACAAAUGAAGCCAUAUCGUACAGAUGAAUUCGUUCAUAAAUUAUUUUAUGAAACAGCUCGUUUCUCGGCAUUUAAUCAUCAAUGGGUUGUAAAAGCUAGAAUCAAUAAUAGUCAACGAGAUCCUACACAAAGUUCUGAACGAGAUAUGACCUAUCAACUGAUCUUAAAAACAAAAACCACCUUUCCAUUGGCAAUACAUUAUCUGAUAUUAAAAGGACCUUUUGGUGAUAUGAAAGUUCAACCUCGGAUCCAUCGAUUCGAUUUUACUGAACAGGAUAAUGAGAGUCCAUAUCUACCGUUACCACUUCCGGAUACAGCAGAAUGUAACAGACUAUUAGCUGCGAAGGCAAUAAGUUUUCGGCUUAUUAUGUUUUUGGUGUCCAAAUAGUCGAAUUCAUAGAGUAUUCGCUAUCCUGCCGGGAAAAAAAUGUAUA